AUGCAACACCUCAAUGAAACAAUAGCAAUAUCCUCGAGAUUAUCUGGAAUACAUUUUGGAGAAAAUAUUCUAAUAAAUCAGGAAUUGUUCGGAUCCAUCCAUUGGAAAACGGAGAAUACAAUUGAACAGGAAGAAUAUUUUGAUAAAAUGCCGUGUCCGAAAAAUGAUAUCAGAGUGCAUAAUUGGCAAAGUAUGCCGUAUCGCAAAAAAUAUUCGAGGGUCAUUAAUUCAAAUAUUGGAAAAAUUAUCUUUGAAGGCAAACCGGGCAUCACAUUUUCACCGGAAAAUCCGAGAAAUCAAGGAGAUAGUGGCUAUGAUUUUAAUGUGGAAACUAUGCAUGCCAUAUUUUUUGCAAGAGGACCUGGAAUUAAAAAAGACACUCGAAUUCAGCCAUUUCAAAAUGUGGAAUUGAUGAAUUUAUUUAUCGAUUUGCUCGAGAUUCCGAAGGAGGAGAAAUUGAAAAAUGAUGGGAAUUUGGGAUUUUUUGAUAGGAUUCUGGUGGAACCGAGGAAGGAACUGGUCGAAUUAAAGGAACAUAUUAGGUGAGUGAUUUUUGAGCUUGAAAUGCAUCACCCAGAAUUAAUAUUCGAUUUUUUCCAGAGAAUGUGAAAUGCUCUCCGACACUCAAAAACCAAAAUCUUGUGGAAAACCAAAAACCCGACCAACUCUGAAAUGUAGCAAAACUGGUCAAAGACUUCCAUUUGUCCCUUUCAAUUCUGAAAAUUCCAACAAUUUUUGCUAUGAAAGUUAUUGUCAAGAUAAUAUUGUGAAACACGCCGAAUUUUUCGAAAGUUUUGACUGUUUUUGAGGGUAUGACGUCACAGAAAUCUGGAUUUAACAAUGGAGCGGAUUUGCGAUUCUAUGAUGAGAAUUAUGCCGGAAAUAAGAAAGAAAAAUGUAAAUUUUUGAAGAAUUCGAAGAGUAUUAGUGUGAGAAAGACUUUGGCUGAUACGUAUUUUGAGCUUUCCGAUGGUUUUGUUGAAAGUGAGUUUUUAGGAGAAGCCUUUCCAAAUUUUUAACUUUUUUUCUUCUAGAAAUUCUCAUUCCACUCGAUAAAUUGACUGAAAAAUAUUUGAAAUCCUACAAAAAUCUAUUUAUAAUAAGUGGAACAACAAUUGAUUCAAAUUAUGAUGGAAAAAUGGAUGAUCCAAGUGGAAUUGCAGAUAAAGAUGAAGAUCCAACACAUUUUUAUCGAAUAAUUUUAUCAUGUUCAAAAAAUGGUUGGAAAUCAAUAAAUCCGCCCAGAUGUAAAAAUCCUGAAGAAAUGAAAAGUUUGAGUUUUAUAUUUCCAAUAAUUCUACCAAAAUCAUGGAGUUGUAUGGAUUCAAAUGACAUUUUUAUUGAUUAUUUGGCACAAAUUUUGGAUAUUGAGAAAAUGAGUGGAAUGAAAUUGCAAAUUGAAGGAGCUACGAAUCAACAGAAUUUGAUGAUUAGACAUCGAAUUAAUUUGAAAUUGUGGAAUGGGAAGAGAAAAUUGAAACAUGCGAGAAAAAAUGGAGCGGGAAUUUUGGAUUUUUGGAUGAUUUUCGUGGUGAUUGCUGGAUUUUUGAGUGAUUCGAGUUUUUGA
Messenger RNA from Caenorhabditis angaria, 1567 nucleotides. NCBI's taxonomy places the organism in Eukaryota, Metazoa, Nematoda, Chromadorea, Rhabditida, Rhabditidae. The record is from the annotation of a GenBank genome assembly.